Messenger RNA from Penicillium cataractarum, 3048 nucleotides. RefSeq lists its product as uncharacterized. The transcript has 4 exons. The record is from RefSeq and is a predicted model, not a curated record. The coding region runs from base 1 to 3048 and encodes 1015 amino acids. NCBI's taxonomy places the organism in Eukaryota, Fungi, Ascomycota, Eurotiomycetes, Eurotiales, Aspergillaceae.
AUGCCUACUCCCCUGCAUGUUUUGUCCGAUAUUGAAACUCCACUUCAUGCAGCUGUCGAUGCCGUCGAAAGUCCAGGAUUUGUUAUGAACCUCACCAAAGUCACCAAGGGAAAACGACGGCUCCCCUCAUGGCUCGAUCAUUUCAACAGUCAGGAUCUGAAGGUAUUGUUCCGCUGUUGGGCCGCCGCAUGGGUUGCUGCAUUGCUCAUGUUCAUCGGCCCUACGCUACACACAAUUGGAACAGAGACAUUCUUUACCUGCAUUGUCCUCUUUAUUCUUCCCCCCUCGGGUAUUCUGCUUAUCUUCAUUCUUGGGGAUCUUACUCUUCUUAUUGGUAUGAAUCUUGCCUGGGCAUGGGGAGUCAUUGUCAUGAAGGCAGCUCUAGCAGCUCGUUCCGCGUCAGAGACGCAGGCUCGAAUAAACGCACUGCAACAGCAGGCGUCUAUUCAGGCUAAUGCCUCUGGCCAGAGUAUUGCGAGCGAAACACAUGUGCUCGUAACGAACGGGUUUAUGCUAGAUGCUCAAGUGACUGUGGUCUUUUUUGUCCUGAUUUGUCUCUUCAUCUAUCUCAUGGCACGGCUGGGAGCAACUAACCCGAAAUUUGUUCUACUGCAGAUAUACGCAAUCAUUAUCUCAGAUCUUUUUCUCACCCUUGGCCCAUCCCAGCCCUCUUUCUACGGAACCCUCCCUAUCUCUCUGAUUAAACCAGCCGCCAUUGGUGUCGGGCUUGGUGUUGCUGCAUUCAUACUAUUUUUCCCCCAAUCCACGACUCAUGCCUUCUUUACUGCCUUUGAAGGGCUCCUUAAACUCGGAAAGCAGCCACUGAUAUUUACUAUGUCCAGCCUAGACAUUAAUUCGGAAGAGCUGGAUGUCCGGGUUCUACAAAAAGUGACAACAAAACUUGUCGCAGCACACAAAACAAUGGAACUGGCGAUUGCUUUCCUACCUCUGGACUGCUCUAUAGGUCGCUGGAACGCCGACGAUAUCAAAAGUCUGAGAUAUCCAAUACGUCAAACCAUGAUGUCGAGUUUAUCACUACUUGAAUACCAUACUUCACGGCUCGUCGGACAAAAGAGGCUAAAAGACUUCCCAGUCACUCCUGGAGUAGAAAGCACACUAGAUCAUACAACGGAGCAGCUACCCGGCAAGAUAGGUCGCUUUCAGUUGAUGCAAAGUGCACAAUUCGUCCAGGCACUGCGAAGUCCUGAGAGUGAAGCCAUUCGGUCGGAGGCCGUUGAGGUGCUGCGACAGUCUAUAACAGAUAUUCUCCCUGCCUGCCUAGAUGCGAUCACCGCCAUCUCCGAGUGUAUACGUGCACAAAUGUCCGGAGGAUGGAUUUCUCGCUCCUUAGACGAAGAAUAUGACCGACUUUUAUCGCGAUGUCAGACAUCACUAGAGGCACUUAAGUCGGCUCGUGCCGCAUUCAUGACUGAGACUACAGAGCGACUUCUCCAAAUCCACGCAGACUUGUUUGACGAGACCGGCAAUCUGCAGUAUUUCAGCAACAUUGCAAUCCAUCCCUUCCGAGGCGUCAUGUUUGGGAUGGUAUUUGAGACACAGAUACUGCUUGUGACUGAUGCUUUGGUGAAACUUAUGGAACGAAUCAUCCAGCUAUGCCAUGGACGGACGAGAGCGAAGUUUUGGUUCCCUAGUGGAAUCAGAUAUGCAGCUGCGUGGGCUUUCAAUGGAAAUGUUGCAGCCCCAAUUCCAAAUCAAUCGAAUGUCGUGGAUCCCAGCAUUGUGGAUGAGGCAGCUAAGGAAUCCCAAAAACGCCUCCGAAUCAGUCGUGGAUAUGGAGUCAAACGUCGAAGUGGACUGGCUAGAUAUAUUAUUGCCACAAAGCAGUGGUUGUUCAACCCCCAUGGUUUAUAUGCUUUGAGAAUGGUCAUUCUUACAGUUGCCUUGGCGAUUCCUGCAGUCAUACCUUCUAGCGCAGGUUUCUACUAUCGUGAGAAAGGUAUCUGGGGCCUUAUAAUGGGUCAAACAACUUUGUUGGUCUACAUGGCAGACUUUACCUUCUCCAUGAUCAGCCGAACCAUCGGGACCGUUGUCGGAGGAGUUCUCGGACUGCUAAUCUGGUAUGUUGGUUCUGCUAAUGGGCCAGGAAAUACAUAUGGACUAGCUGCCAUUUCGGCUGCUGUUCUAGCCUUUCUCAUGUGGGGACGUUUGUUCUUCAACCCUGGUCUUCUGCAAGCCACGGUAAUGGGCGCAGCAACAUGCAUUCUCAUUGUCGGAUACAGCUUUGAUGACACGCAUAUUGCGCAAUAUGGUAACCCAGGAUUCGGCUAUAACGUCUUCUGGCACCGCCUUGUCCUCGUAUUAGUCGGCUUCGCAGCUGCUCUCAUCGUUCAAGUAUUGCCUUUUCCGCCAUCUGCAUCAUACCAUAUAUCCAAGACUUUAUCGAAUACUCUUCAGACCCUUUCAGAUCACUACGCGCUUGUGCUCUCCUGCUGGAAUCAAUCGGACUGCAAUAUCGGUUUAGUUGCGGGGAAAGUCUCCAUCGAUGUCGAUCAACUGCUCGCCUCGCUUGACGACUCCAUUGCCAUCUUACACCUCGAAUUCUCCGGCUCGCCAUUCAACAGUCAGAGCCUGGCUGAAAUAAAAUCAAUAUGUCAAGAGAUGAACUGGGCCCUGGGGAGAUUGCUUUUCCUCUCCGUUUCGUUACCGGUCGAGCUUCAAGACCGGUUCGCACACCUUACCGGCAUUCUUGACCACCAUCACAUUGGAGAUAUCAUGACUGUACUGAGCAUGGUUGAGCAAGCGCUCAAAACCGGCAAUGCUCCACCAGAGGUGCUUCCGACUCCUUUAUUGAGCCGAUGCCAUGAAUAUUGGCAGAAUAGUAGUUUGGAGAUAAUGCAGUACAGAGAUCUGAUCCGGGACAAAGAUUAUCGGAAGUUUUGUGUAGCGGUGAGCUCUUAUUUAAAAUUUCUGUCUGCAAUUGAUGAUCUCGUGCUUGUUGUGAAGGGCAGUUUGGGAGAAUGCCACAUUAUAAGCAAAGAGUCACCAGAGAUCUUUUUGAGGGCCGAUAUGAGCAUGGAGAAUGGGUGA